Rhopilema esculentum is the source of this 3979-nucleotide messenger RNA. RefSeq lists its product as uncharacterized. Gene Ontology annotation, cellular component: precatalytic spliceosome. Gene Ontology annotation, molecular function: metal ion binding; RNA binding. The record is from RefSeq and is a predicted model, not a curated record. Lineage: Eukaryota; Metazoa; Cnidaria; Scyphozoa; Rhizostomeae; Rhizostomatidae.
UCUGCAGCAGAACAACCGCAACCAGCCAGAGCUCCAUUCUUCAACAUGCAACGUGGAGGAGACGGAUUUCAAUUUUUCUCUUAGUAAUAAUGAAAUAUAGUUAUAAUUAGCUAGCAUUAGGCCCCCAAGGGGUCUGUAGAUAGAAAUACAUUAAAAGCUGCUAUUACAAAGAAGGGGAAAGGAGAUAGCAAUGGAAUCAGCUUCUUUAAAUGAAAUUAAAGACCAAGGUGUAGACGACACGAUUGCUCAUGUAGAGGAAAAGAUUCAAACUGUGGAACUUGACCAUGGUGUUGAAAAAACAUCUGAAUCAGUUAUUGAAAAUACAGUAGUUGAACAAGAAAAUGUAGAUCAAAAAGACAGAAUUUCAAUUGAUGUUGAGAGUAAAAUUGAGCUAAGUACAGAGGACAGAAAGCCAGAGCAUAAGUUAGUAGAAAAGGCAAAAGAGGAAGAUACUGAAGAUGCAGUUUCUUCAGAGAAACUAAGCAAAGCUAUGGUAAUUGGAGAUGCAGAAGAAGGAGAGUUAGAUUAUGAAGAAGAAGUACCAGAGGAAGAGGUAGCUGAAGAAGUUCAAAAAAUGCGCCAUGAUAAAGAUCAGUCUUGCCUUGAGGAUGGAGAAGUUGUAGAAGAAAAGGAAGGUAUUGCUGAAAAGGAAGAUGAAGGCUCUGAAGAAGGGGAGAUUGUCUCAGAUGAUGAUGACGGUAACAAGGUUAUAAGCACAAAACAGGACAAAGAAGAAGGGGAAGUGAAUGAUGAUGACUUGGAAGAGGGUCAGCUUGAUGAAGAACUUGACAAAGGGCCCAGACCAAGAGUCCUUUGCAAGUACUAUGAAGCAGGUACUUGCAGAUGGGGAAUAACAUGUAGAUUUUUGCAUCCUGGAAUCAACGACAAAGGUAAUUAUGUAAUGCAUCGUCCUGUUGGAAUGUACCCAACUGCUUUCGGAAAGCCACCUCCUCCCAGCGAGCUUGGACCUCUGAACAACAUGGUACCACGAGGACCUCCGAUGCCUAUUAUGCAGCCAACUGGAUUCGGCGAUAAUGCACAUAUUCCUGUUGAAUUGGAGAUCUUGCUACCAUCACAGCCAAGAAAAGAAACUGCUUGGGAACGAGGAUUGAAGAAAGCAAAGGAGAUAAAGUUAACUUCGAUUAAAAGAAAGGAAGAGGACGAAAACUUUGAAGAGAAGCGUAUAAAUCUGAGCAUAAAGGAGAAUGAUACAGAAAGCGAAAGGCCGGUUGCUGCCAGACGGGAACCAUGGAGACAUGCCACGGAGAGAGAUGGUCAGGCGGGUGCGAGGCCAAGACCAGUGGAUCUGAGGCCGGAUAUAAAUGAAAGACGUUUUAGUAGAAACAGAAAGACGCCGCCUAGGCGUUAUGACGGGGAUAGAGAAAGGGGAAGUAGAUCAUAUGAAAAAGACAGAGACAAAUUUCGCGAUAUGGAUCGUGAACGGUAUUUAAGGAUGCGAAGAGAAAGAACGCCUCCCUCCCAUGAACGGAGAGGCAGAGAAAGAGAACGUGACAAGCCAGAUUUAAGACGGGAAAAGCGAAGCGAUGUCAGAGAGAAGAUUCCAAAGGGCUCCCAGGAGGAACUGCCGAAGGAACAGGCAAAAGUCAAAACAGAGCAAAUCAAAGAGGAACCUAAAAAGGGACCUAUUGAAGAAACGGGACAGAAUGUUGAAGUGGCUGUUUCCCCAAAGAUGGACGCUGAACAAUGGGUGGAUCCGUGGAUGAGAAGGCAACCGGCACAGAAUCGAUCGCCGGAAAUCCGAUCUCCUGUUACAAAGGGUGAUGAUUUGAGUUCAAUCGGAAGCUCCGAAUCAGGAGAGGAUUCAGACAGUGAAGAAUCUGAUGAAUCUGGCUCCGAUUCAGAUUCAGAUUCAGGAGAAUCGUCCAAUGCUGGAGAAGGAAAUGAUGCAGUGAAAGAGCAGGUGGCUGAAUCCAAGCCCACUGCAGGGCAAGAGCCAAAAGAAGAUGCAGCUGUAACAGGACCAAAAGAUCCUCGCAUAGCUGCAGCUGCUCCAACUAGUAGCAUUACAGCAAAGUCAGACUCUGUUUCGUCUAAUGACAGGAGUAGGUCAUCAAGCAAACCCUCUCGGUCUGGCAGGGAAUAUCGAGAUCCGAUCAGAAAAAGGCAUGGAGACUCACAUAGGCUACAUAGAAGAGGACCCGAAGAUGAUCGAAGAGAUAGAGAUCGCAGAGACAGGUAUCCCCCAUCUGCUGUACCUCCACAUGCUUGGCAAGCUCAGUCAUCGAUGGAAGGAAGCUGGCCACGAAUUGGCUUCGGUCAGCACCCUGGAAAUGGAUACCGGGGGGAUGACAGGCCCCGUAGACCUGAUGAAGGCCCAAGGUUAAAAUCAGACAAAUAUCGCGGCGAUAGACCACAACCUUCCAGAUCACCACGUGACUCGUCCCAUUCUCGAAGGCGGGAUCCACGUGAAGGCCCGAAAGAGGAAACUGACAGACGGAGGGCGGACGGAUACCGAACACAGAGUCCGAAGCAAAGGGAUCCUCGGCUGGCAGACACAAACAGACAGCGAAAACGUGACGAGGAGCGCCGCACGAAAGAGGAGAAUCCUGCUGACAAGAAAACACCUCUUGAAAGUGUAAAGCAACCAGUUCCACGAGCAGAUGCUACCGCUGACACCAAAGAUGAAAAGACAACUAAAAACAACAGUGAGGCAAGCGAGGACGAGUUCCGCUCGCCUAAGUACGGUGCAGGCUCAGGAUCCGAAAGCGAAUCGGGAUCGGAAAGCGGAAGUGAAUCUGAAAGUGGGAGCGAGGCUGCUUCGGACAGUGACAGCGGAAGCGCUAGUGGAACUCCGAGCGAAAAAUCCGGAAGUGAAUCAGGAGAAGAAGGAAGUGGAAGUGGAGAUAAUUCCGAUUCUUCUGACUCGGAUGCAUCUACGUCACGAAAAAAGGAGAUCGAGAGGAAAAAGAAAGACUUUGAGAUGGUCUUGAAUCAGACGAAAAGUUUAUCAAGUUCACAAAAAAGCAGCAAGUCUAGAACAAGUUCAACAAGCAGAGAAACGACGGAUCAGCGUCCGCAGGCCGGACAGAAAAGACCUGCGUCCGAACAAGAAAGCUCAACUUCUUCUCCAAAAGCUGCACUAAGUAAGACAUCGGCAAGGAAAGAUGAAUUGUUGAAAGAACUUAAAGCAAUAGAAGAUGCUAUCGCACGCAAACGAGCCAAAAUCGAAUGAUAAACGAUUUAAUAUGAUUCAUAAAACAUUUAUUAAACAUGUCAUUUCAAAGGAUUGCAUCCGGCGAAAAGCAUUUGACACCCGUAAUUAUUGCACAGGGUUUGAAAUUCUUGCUGACAGGCAAAACCUGUGUUCUAAUUCCUUUUUAUCUCAAGAAUAAUGUCGUGAUAAAAACACAGGCAGUCAGCCAAAUACAAAUGAUUUUAGUCACCAUUUUUGGCCAGGUGCUAGAUUUUUCGGGUCGAGGUAACAAGGCCAAAUUCUGGGUUUGUAGUAAUUAGAAAUGACAGAAAAAUAUAUUUAACAUACAUUUAGAAGCUAUGAAAAAUUAUUUGUCGAUAUUUUCAGUGCCUUUCAGGAUGGCUGAAGCUCUUCGAUGUUUUUUCAGUUUGAGAAAAUAUCGGUAUAAUAUUUGCAGAAUUUUUUGCUUUAAAUUUUCGUUUAUGCACAAAUGCACAAAGACACGAGUAAUAAGUGUACCUUCUGAAUACAUAAAUGAAGUUUCAUCAGUUUAUCAUACAACCAAAGCUUAAUAAAACUCAUAUAAGGAAAAUCUUGAAAGCAGGCCUUACCUUUUCGUCACUGAGUAAAGUUUCAUUUGUCAUAAGUUAUCCACAUUUUGUAAAUCGAAACUGUUAAGAAUUAUUGAUCACUUGUAUCAAAUGAUAAAUGCCAAAUCGUAAAAUAAACAUUGCAGCUAUUUUUUGUUGUAUAGUGCAGGUGAAAUUCCUCUUUCAGGAAACAUGUACAUGUAUAACAAAAUUUAAAAACUUGAAAAGUAAAUAA